Messenger RNA from Cladophialophora psammophila CBS 110553, 1047 nucleotides. RefSeq lists its product as uncharacterized. Gene Ontology annotation, biological process: secondary metabolic process. NCBI's taxonomy places the organism in Eukaryota, Fungi, Ascomycota, Eurotiomycetes, Chaetothyriales, Herpotrichiellaceae. The transcript has a single exon. The coding region runs from base 1 to 1047 and encodes 348 amino acids. The record is from RefSeq and is a predicted model, not a curated record.
AUGGUCUCCCUUGCCGACAUCCAGCUCAACAACAACUCCCUGCUCACCCCUGGCAGCGGGCCCGCGUGCGCCCUGGUCGGGUGCACAAGCGGAAUCGGGCUGGCGACGCUGCAGGCGGUACUGCGAUCCACGUCGUCGCCCACCAUCUUCCUCGUGGGGCGGGGCGGGUCGGCGCGCUUCGAGGCCCUCGUCGCGGAGGUGCAGGGCCUGAACGCAUCGGCGCACCUCGUCCCCGUCGUCGCCGAGGACCUGACGCUCGUGGCCUGUGCGCAGCGUGCCGCCGCCGAAAUCGCAUCCAAAGCGUCCCGCCUGGAUUUGCUGAUCAUGUCCCCCGGGUACCUGUCCUUGAGUGCCGCGUCCGACGUCUCCCCUGAGGGCCUCGACCGCGUCACGAGUAUUCGCUACCACGCCCGCAUGCGCAUCCUACUCACGCUGCUGCCGCUGCUGCGCGCGGCGCCGUCGCCGCGCGUGCUCAGCGUCUUAGCAGGCGGGAAGGAAGGCGCGUUGAACCUGGUCGAUCUCGGCAUGACGCUUCCCGGUUCAUAUGGCCCGUUCUACGCCGCCGGGGCCGCAGCCGCCAUGACGACGCUGGUCUUCGAACACCUCUCCAAACAGCCCGGGAAUGAGAGGAUCGUCUUCCUGCACGUCUGGCCCGGCGUCGUCUACGGCACGGGCCUUGGCCUCCAAAACUCCAGCGCCCCUGGCAGUAUCAGUACCGUCGUCUCGUUCCUGUGGGACUGGGUCUUCAAGCCCGUAUUUAGGGUCGUAGGCUACAGUCCCGCCGAGACGGGCGAGAGGGUCCUCUUCGCCGCGACGAACGGGCGGUUCCGCCGCGUCCAGGGGGACCCCGAGCGCGCGCGGGGCACCUUGAUCCAGCAGGGCAGCGACGGCCUCUUGGGCAGCGGCGUGUACCUCGUGAACGCCGAUUCGAGCGUCGUUGAGGGCGGUGGCAACAGGGAGCUGAAGAGGUUGAGGAACGAGAUGGACGGCGCGAGGAAGGUAUGGGAGUACACGAUCGCCGAGUUUGAGAGGAUUGAGAGAAUGUGA